Nasonia vitripennis (jewel wasp) is the source of this 405-nucleotide messenger RNA. Its product is annotated as speckle-type POZ protein-like. The record is from RefSeq and is a predicted model, not a curated record. Gene Ontology annotation, molecular function: ubiquitin protein ligase binding. NCBI's taxonomy places the organism in Eukaryota, Metazoa, Arthropoda, Insecta, Hymenoptera, Pteromalidae. Bases 1 to 405 code for a protein of 134 amino acids. Gene Ontology annotation, biological process: proteasome-mediated ubiquitin-dependent protein catabolic process; regulation of proteolysis. Gene Ontology annotation, cellular component: nucleus; cytoplasm. The transcript has a single exon.
AUGUUUCAAGCUGAUAUGCGGGAGAAGAAGGAAAAUAUAGUCGAGAUCGAUUAUAUGAAGCCUGAGGUUAUGAAGGAAGUGUUAAACUUCAUUUAUACGGAUAAUAUAGCUUUCGAUUUAGUGCAGAUAACAGAUGUUUUAGCUGCCGCUGAUAAAUACCAAAUCGAGGGCUUAAGGAUCGUGUGUCUCGAGACGAUAGUAUCCGGACUGAGUAUCGAGAAUGUUGUAGAGGUAAUCGCUAUUACUGAUUGUUAUGAGAUUCCCGAACUACGAAAUUACACGAUUAAUUUUUUGGCUCUUGAUCGGGCAAAGAUUAUUGCCGAGAAAGAUUGGGAUGAAGUAAUGAAGUCUCUGCCGCCACCAAUACUUAUGAAACUGACAACAGUGCUCAUGCAGCAAGUGUGA